CGACCCACCGACCGACCCAACGACCGACCGACGACCACCAGCACCACAUACGCACAAACAAUUUGCCUUCAAAGGCGUUCAGAGGCCAGGAAAGGGAAAAAGAGAAGCCAAAAGGGAAGGGAAGCGAGGGAGGAUCAAAAGGAGGAGGAGGAGGAGGUAGAUGAAGAAGAGGAGGCGGGGUUAAAAUUCCAUUGAAGAUGUGGGGAGGAGAAGAGUUCCAAAAUGUCCAAAGAGACCAAACGGAACAGAACCAUAUUCACAGCUCCUCAAAUCGAUGUCUUGGAAUCAUACUUUGCCAAACAGCAAUACAUCGUGGGUCCUGAACGGCAGCAACUGGCUAGUCAGUUACAUCUUACAGAAUUACAAGUCAAAGUCUGGUUUCAAAACCGCCGCAUCAAAUGGAGGAAGGAAAAUCAAAAAACCGAGCAAAAUCGUCUCAGCGACGUGGGACUGUCCCAAGACCAGAAACCAGAGUUCCAAUUUGACGCUGGCAGUUGACCCGAUUGAGUCAAUCUCUCGCAC
Molecule: messenger RNA, 522 nt
Organism: Tigriopus californicus
Lineage: Eukaryota; Metazoa; Arthropoda; Copepoda; Harpacticoida; Harpacticidae
Product: homeobox protein notochord-like
Exons: 2
Coding region: 223-498 (91 amino acids)
Biological process (GO): central nervous system development; regulation of DNA-templated transcription; neuron differentiation
Molecular function (GO): DNA-binding transcription factor activity, RNA polymerase II-specific; DNA binding
Source: RefSeq, a predicted model, not a curated record